AUGACAGAGAAGGCAUCGGCUUCAUUGCAACAACUGCAGGGAACUUUAACGUUGUUUGAAUCGGAUUGGCCAGAUUUACUAAACACGGAUUGCAACCCGCUAGAUAUCGCUCUACCAUUGAUUGACGAGAAUGGGCUGUUGAAUUACAAGGACUUUAAUGAUCUAAGACGUCAAUUCACACAGCAAUUGCAGCGGGCGGUGAACGCAAACUACAUGGCUUUCAAUGACAGUAUAGGAUCAUACGGAAUUUCCAUUGAAACGUUGAAUCAAUCGCAGGAUAGGUUGUCCAACAUAAGAGAAUGUUUGGACUCUGUGAAUACCAUGCUAAACUCGCAAGCCAAUAUAUUAGGCGAAUUGAAUACCAAAAGAAUGGAGCACGGUCAGAUCUUGAAUAUGCUGGAGGAAAUAAAUGACGUUCAGAAAAAACUAACCAAUUUACAAGAGUCUGUUGAGAACCGAGAAUUUGAGAAAAGUGUGAAUUUAGUGAAAGAAAUUCAGGAAAUUUUUAGUGACAAUCGACUUUCUAGCAUUGAUGGGCUACAAAGCCUACAGCUGAGGUUAAACUCGUCUGUUUCUUUGUUGCUUGAUGGAUUAAUUGACGAAAUUGGAAACUACAUUUACCUGAAGAACUCAUCGAACAUCAAUGCGGAAAAUGCAGCAACCUCCAAUAGAAUAUCUGUGAAUAAAGGCUUGCUAGCUUUUAUCAAAAAACUCAAUGGUAAAUCUAUUGGUGAAGAUGAGGAGCUCGAGAUUCAAAAUGGGCGGUAUGACGAGCUGCUAGCGAGAUUCAAGUUUGUUCAGAAAUUGAACAAAGAAAGUGAGUGUUUAUCAAGCUUGAUUGACAAUUGCGAUAGAGAAAUCAAACAGAUUAUUAAAAGGUCUGUAAAUGAAGUCAAAAACAAAUUUCCAGCUCAAAUCGAACUUAACUCCUCUAGUUUAAGUGACAAGAAAAAUCCAUUUGCAAGUUUCAACUUAUUGCAAGGUUUGAAUGGUGUGAUUAUUAAAGAGGUAUUCGAAAGUAUUUUUAGCAGAGUCUUGUUUUUGAUUCAGAGGCAUAUAGUAAUUUACGAGAUUGCCAAGAUCAGUGGGUAUAAGUACAAAAUCUCCAAGAUUUUGAGAGAAGUUCAAAAGCAAAUAAGUUUGAUAAUUUUCAACUACGUCAUUGAUGAAAAUCUUUUAAAUGAUUUGGAAGAGUUGGACCUCAAGUCCAAAAAUAAGACAGGUAACACUCCCUUUGAUAAGGUUCCAAAACAAUUUGAAAGCAUUGAGAACGGACCGAUGUUUCAAUUUUCGAAAUUAUCGAUAACUUCUCUAUCUGGAGAUCUUAUCGAUUCUUUGAAUAAUAUUUUUGUUAGCCAAGGACAGGGAAUCAUAUCAUCUGAGUUCACCUUCCAAAAUAAAAUGGACAGCUCGAUCUUCAUAGGUGUCGAUGACGUCAAUGAGAGUAAAAAGAACAUUUUGGUCCCACCAAAUAUCUUCAACAUGGCCUAUAUUAUUGAUGAAUUUAUCAGCUUCACAAACAAUUUACUGACGAUAUAUCCAAGUACCGAGCAGCAGAAAACAAAUAUGAAUGGAGUAGUUGUGUUUUUCAACCAAUUUAUGGACGUAGUUUUUGUUUCCCAACUUGAAAAUUCAUUAAUAUAUCAAUUUGAUAAGCUUUGUGAACAUAAGUGGAAAACCGAUCAAUUACUAGAUGCUUCACUUUCUUUUGAGCAGUUCUUCAAUAAAGUAACAAUUUUAUUGGACACUACUUUAUACCACAGGCCUUCCUAUGUUCACAUAAUAUUUAAACUACUGUACAAGAUUAGUGACAAGUUUAAAGAUAUUCAAGAGACUUUGUUGAAAACCAACGAAUCUAAGCUAUUGAGUAAAUGGAUUAACGACUCCAAGCUAAAAAUGAUUUCAAAUGAUAUUGUCAAAAACUUGCUAAGUAAUAGUCAAACGAGUGAAGAGUUUCAGAACCUAGAUUCUUUGCAGUCAAAGGAACUAACAUAUGCCUUAUCGAUUGGAGGCACCUAUAUUCCAGCGAUGAACCCAAACAACUUUUUGACAUUGGAGCGCAUGAAGUCUCUAGUUGAUUUAUUGGCGUCACUGUCUAACGUCCUGGCAUGGCUACCAAAGAUGAAGCGGAAAGCACCAGAACUCUUUCAAGGAAUAGACCUUGUGCAAAAAUUGAAAGAAACAUGGUCAUUAAGUAUAUUUAAUGACAGUGAGUUUCCAUUGACUGUGGUUAACCUCGAUAAUGAGAACAAUAAAAGUUUCAAAAUUAACAGUAGUGAUGACAACAAUAAGGAUAGCAAUGGAACUUAUCUGAACAACGAAAUUGAAGCUGAUAUUCAAGGAUUCAUUGCCCUUGACACCCAAUCUGGAAAAGAGUUUGAAGGAAUUGUCAACACUUUGAAAGGAUUGAUGAAUGAUGUUGAAAUCUUGAUUAGGUAUGAGAUCCGAGUGGAAUGCAUUUGGUGUAUGAUACAAAUGAUGGUCAAUAAGCAAUGGGAGCAACAAGGAGAUGAGAGUGUUGAUCUAGGGGUUGACAAGUUUUGCGAUAAGGUUAACAAUAUCAGUCGAAUCUUCACUAGGAUAAGUAAAAACAUCAUGGACAAGUCGAAGGAUGAGAUCCGGAUCCGAAUAUUCGGAGGUCUUGGUUUCUGGAUUGACAAGUUGAGCAUUUUUGAAAGUCGUAGAAUUGAAGUGAUGGGAAAGAGUGGAUGGAUGAAGAUGAUUGUCAACUUAAGAGUUCUACAGCAGGUUAUCAAAAGCAUCGACAGUGACAUCCAGUCUGACUUUGAGAUUGGUGGGGGGGUGAUGAACGGCUCCCUCAAAUACUUCACCCUUGGCAUGGGUGGUGAGAGGUUCAUCAUGAGUAUUGAGAAGCUCCAGAGCGAGGGUCUCAGCUUCAGCGAGGAAGACUGGAAGAACCUGAUCCGACUUGUGUAUAGCGAGAAGCUGAAGAAAGAAGGUGGCGGGAAUGUCAGCAAGAAGUACAUGGCGGCACAGGCAAGGUUGUUGAAGACCCUGGCGGUGACUAUAGCUAAGAAUUAG
This is a messenger RNA of Pichia membranifaciens NRRL Y-2026, 3042 nucleotides long. RefSeq lists its product as hypothetical. Gene Ontology annotation, cellular component: exocyst. The record is from RefSeq and is a predicted model, not a curated record. The coding region runs from base 1 to 3042 and encodes 1013 amino acids. The transcript has a single exon. Gene Ontology annotation, biological process: exocytosis; Golgi to plasma membrane transport. Lineage: Eukaryota; Fungi; Ascomycota; Pichiomycetes; Pichiales; Pichiaceae.